Messenger RNA from Amoebophrya sp. A25, 1067 nucleotides. Lineage: Eukaryota; Dinophyceae; Syndiniales; Amoebophryaceae. The record is from the annotation of a GenBank genome assembly.
CGUAAACCCAACAAAGCGAAGGAGCCACGAAAACGACAGGGAGAUGACGACGAUACUUCCGCUGUGGUUAUGGAUUCUAGGUUUUUACAUGCAUUAAGUACUUACUGAGUUGUACGAAGAUGAAAUGAUAAAACACACUUCUGACUCAGUGGAAGAUUAACAAGAUAGCAAUGACCUCCUCUAAUAAUGCUGACGACGACAUACAAAGCUCGCAGUCUUCUCCCUCUUCUCACCACGGGAAUCGCCAUACAAGCCAUGAUAUUGGCAAAAAGCAAGAACAAUUGGCGAAGCAAGCUCUGACGAAGGUCGCAAUAGAUCAAGCGGCUGAAAGAAUUCUCAAAGAAGUUGAUGUGGUAAAAAAGAGCAAGAAACAACUUCUAAAGGAACAAGAGUUUGCCUAUGCUUCUGCUGCAAAAGCACAACAACAAAAAGAACAAAGAGGUAAAAACAAGCGAGACCAGCUUUUUUGCCAUGGUGCUGAUGAUGAAGACAUCACGUUUGAGGAGGAUGGAAUUUUUUUAGACCUUAUGGACAGCUCCUUUUAUCCAUGCCGUUUUUUUAUCUUUAUUUUUAACAUCUCGGUAGGGGUUGUACAAACGAACCUUUCGGCUCUGUAUGACAUACUCACAAGAAGGGAAGUAUGUAAGGCUAUCGAGAGAGAUUUAUGAUAUGAUUAUAUAGAGCCUUCGGGAUCAUCGCAUGGAAGGAGAUUCCAGAAGGGGGACAAUUAUAUAGAGCCUUCGGGAUCAUCGCAUGGAAGGAGAUUCCAGAAAAGGGGCUUAAGUCCACUCUAAUCAUGGUGACAACGACUUCAGCGAGGGAGACCUUUCACCACCAGGCGAUGAGAUAGCUCUUGAGGAACAGGAUACCAGAAGAGGGAUCUGGCCAGCUAGGAAGCCAGGCAUUAUUGCUCCGCAGGUAUCAGCAGCGCGUUUGCGACAACAGUUUGUCGAAACAAUUACACAUCAAAGAUGAUGAUGAACAUAUUUAUAUUUAAGGAAGAUGAUGAACAUAUUUAUAACUUUAGAAGUUUUUACUGAAGAUCGAAGAUAAGGUUGAAUGGUUCC